AUGGACAUCGACGACAUUCUCGCUGCCGUGGACCGCGGUGCCGGUGCCAGCCCGGAAUCUGCCGCGCUGGACCACCAGCUCCUGACGCGGUUCUGGGUCGCCGAGCGCGCGGUCUCCGAAGUGCUGCCCUGGCCGGCGCCGCUGAUGGAGCGGAUCAUGGAUCGCGUGCGCACACAGAUCGAAACAAUCGAGGAUCUCGCCGCGUCCUCAGCCGACACCGACAUGACAGCUUCCACCACGCACCACACACACAACCCAAACCUCAACCUCCGACUCUCCAUCCUGCAAACGGAUCUCGCCCGCACUCAAUACCUCCUCCGCAGUCUGCUCCGUGCCCGGCUGGCCAAGCUCACCAAAUUCAGCAUGCACUACCUUGUCCAGCUCGCCUCGCGCAGCAAAAAUCCCCUCCUCCCCUCGCAAUCCACCGCACCCUCCCAGUCCAGCACCGCCGCCAACACCACUCCGCAAGACUCGGUCCCAGACAUUUCCGCCGUCACCGAUUUCGCUCCGCUCUCCGAGCCGGAAGCCAGCUUCAUGCACGCGCACCAGACCCUGCUGGCGGGGCACUUCGGCGGCUCCUUCAUGGGCGCGUUCCCACGGCAGCUGCGACGGCUCGAUGACAAUGCCGGCGGCACGAGUAUGGUGCAGGGUCCUGAGAUGCGGGAGGUUGUGUUUGUCCGUUGUCUCGGGGCCGAAGUGCCUGUACUCCUUGGCGGGGAUGACGGGGAUGAUCUGGAGUAUGGGGCGACGAUGCGGAUGGGCGAUGUCUGGGUUGUGCGGUGGGAGGGCGUGCGAAAGGCGUGGGAGAGAGGAGAAGUCGAAUUGUUGUGA
Messenger RNA from Penicillium macrosclerotiorum, 831 nucleotides. It is a transcript of the gene sld5, whose product is annotated as putative GINS DNA replication complex subunit Sld5. Bases 1 to 831 code for a protein of 276 amino acids. NCBI's taxonomy places the organism in Eukaryota, Fungi, Ascomycota, Eurotiomycetes, Eurotiales, Aspergillaceae. The record is from RefSeq and is a predicted model, not a curated record. Gene Ontology annotation, biological process: double-strand break repair via break-induced replication; DNA-templated DNA replication. The transcript has 2 exons. Gene Ontology annotation, cellular component: GINS complex.